AUGACAUGUAUGAGUAUAAAUUCUAUUCGUCACGCUAGUCAUGCUGGAAGUUGGUAUGUAGAUAAUAGUGAUCGUUUAAAUUCUCAAUUAACAACAUGGUUAAAUGAAGUUGGCGGCGGCAAUAAGGUUGAUCAUGGAAAAGCACAAGCCAUCAUUGCUCCACAUGCUGGUUAUACAUAUUCUGGACCAACAGCUGCUUAUGCUUACAAACAAAUUGAUCCAACUGAUAUUGAUCGUGUAUUUUUACUUGGUCCAUCACAUCAUUAUAGUUUAAAUUCCUGUGCAUUAACAAAUCAUACACAUUAUGAAACACCAUUUUAUAAUAUUAAAAUUGACUCACAAACAUCUUCACUGUUGUAUAAAACGGGUUUAUUUUCAACUAUGACUAAUGAUCAAGAUGAGAAUGAACAUUCGUUAGAAAUGCAUUUACCAUAUAUCGCAAAAAUAUUUGAAAAAAAACGCAAUGAUUUUCAACUAAUUCCAAUUUUAGUUGGCUCAUUAGACUCACGAAAACUUGAACAAUACGGUCAAUUAUUAGCACCUUAUUUAUGUGAUCCAAAAAAUUUAUUUGUGAUAUCAUCUGAUUUUUGCCAUUGGGGUAAAAAGUUUGCCUAUACGCCGUAUGAUCAAAAUGAUGGUGAAAUAUGGCAAUUCAUUCAAAAACUAGAUAAUAAGGGUAUGGAAUUGAUAGAACAAUUGAAUUUGAGUGAAUUUCAUAAAUAUUUACGAGUUCGAGAAAUUAGUGAAAUUAGAUUUAUAGAAUAG
Molecule: messenger RNA, 765 nt
Organism: Didymodactylos carnosus
Lineage: Eukaryota; Metazoa; Rotifera; Eurotatoria; Philodinida; Philodinidae
Source: the annotation of a GenBank genome assembly